Messenger RNA from Melozone crissalis (California towhee), 2651 nucleotides. RefSeq names its product collagen alpha-1(XVIII) chain-like. The record is from RefSeq and is a predicted model, not a curated record. The coding region runs from base 1 to 2556 and encodes 851 amino acids. The transcript has 20 exons. NCBI's taxonomy places the organism in Eukaryota, Metazoa, Chordata, Aves, Passeriformes, Passerellidae.
AUGCGGUCCGUGGGUGCGGGUGUGGGUGCGGGGCGGGCCGGGGGCGUGGCGGGGCCGCCGAUAACAGAGGGCGCCGAGCCGGGGCCGCGGGACCAGACGGCACAAGGAGUGGGACAAGCCAAGGACCCCCCCAUCGUGGGCAGCAGAAUGGGGUCCAGCAGCCUCCUGAGACUCCUCUGCGUGGUCUCGGUGCUGGCCAGCUGCCUGCACCCCGCCACGGCCCAGUGGUUUUCCCUGGGCUCAGAGGACACCACCCCGGACCCGGGCACCAGCCCCGUGCCCCCCAGCCUGGAUGGGGAGGAAGCCCUUCCACCUCCAUCCCAGCACUCCUUUGCUCCUGCAGACACAGAUGCCAGCGUGGAGCCCGCGGGGAAGCACCGACCCACUGCCGCCCCGGAGAUCCUGGAGGGGAGCGCGGUGGAGGAGGAGUUCCUGCAGAUCCAGGUGGUGGAGGGGUCCUGGUCCCCAGGGAGGUCCCCUGGGAUGGACAGCGCGACAAGGGGCUCUGGAAAACACGGGCGGGACGGGAUGGGGACGACCACGGCCAAGGGGCUGCCCCGGCGGCUCCCGUCGGUCCCGGACACGGACCCUGCCCUCCAGGUGCACAACACCUCCGGCUGUGUCUGCCCCAUGCGCCCCGGCCCUCCCGGCCCAAAGGUGCGCUGCUCCUCCCGCAGGGACCCAGAGACACCCACCGUGAUGGGAGAGAAGGGUGACCGAGGGUUCCCCGGAGAGAGAGGCCAGCCCGGAUUCUUAGGGGAGAGAGGGAUGCCCGGCAGCCCAGGACAGCCAGGCCACCAGGGUCCCCGGGGCCCUCCGGGUCCUCCGGGACCACCGGGGCCCCCGGGACCCCCGGGUGCUGGGGGAGCCCGGGGCUCACCCGCGCCUGCUGCGCUCCCUGAGAGAUCAGAGAACGAGCUGGGAGUCUCCAGCCCUGCGGGAAACCCGGGACCCCCAGGUCCCCCCGGGCUGCCCGGCAUGCCCGGACCCCCCGGCUACCCAGGGCACGAUGGCCCCCAGGGGGCCCCUGGGCGGGAGGGAAAGCCAGGACCCCCAGGCCCCCCAGGAGCCGCGGGGCCACCCGGUUUCCCUGGGGCUGAAGGACUCCCGGGGUCUCCAGGCUCCGCUGGGCCGGAUGGACCCCCAGGGGCACCCGGACUCCCAGGGCCUCAGGGUCCCCCCGGGGUGCCUGGGCACGAAGGACCCCCUGGUCCCCCAGGAUCUGCAUCACACCCUGGCAAACCAGGGCUCCGAGGGGAGCCAGGAUUCCCAGGACCAAAGGGCGAGAAGGGCGAGUAUGGGCUGCCAGGCAUGCCAGGGAGCCCUGGCCGGACCGGAGAACCAGGGUCCCCGGGCAUGCCCGGUCCCAUGGGGCCACCAGGACCACCAGGGGACUACAGAUGUGACUCACGCCACGCUGGACACCAUGGGCUGGCCGGGCUGCCGGGCACCAAGGGAGAAAAGGGCGACCCUGGAGAGCCGGGGUGCUGCUAUGGGGAGCACGGCUGCAAACCAGGGCACCUCCCCUUCCCCAGCACCGGCAGCCAGCCCGGCUCGUGGGGCUCCAUCAGUGGGUACCAGACGGAUGGCAAAGAGGAACCGGAGAUUUAUGGAGCCAUCAUCCCCCAUGCUCUUCGAGGUCCCCCCGGGAACCCCGGACCCCCCGGGCCCCCCGGCCCCCCUGGCCCUCCAGGUCUCCUCUACCUCAAUAGGGUGCACCCCGUGCAUGCCCAGCCGCCCUGCAAGCAGCCGCGCCACACGUGGGUGUUCAAGUCCAAGGAGCUGAUGGUGAAGGCGAGCAGGGCUGUGCCCGAGGGGAGCCUGGUCUACGUGAGGGAAGGGAGCAGCGCCUUCCUGCGGACCCCCGCUGGCUGGAGCCGCCUCCUGCUGGAGGAUCCCAAGUCGUUCCUGGCUGGUGAUGACCCCUCUGCCUCCACCCCACAGUACCAGAUCCAGAAGGACGAGGAACAAGAGCUGCCCCAGACUCUGCCCACCACCACAGCCCCACGGAUCCCAUCUCUCCGCCUGGCUGCCCUCAACGUGCCCCUGUGGGGCGACAUGAGCGGGAUCCGCGGCGCUGACCUGCAGUGCUACCGGCAGUCCCAGGAGGCCGGGCUCUACGGAACCUUCCGGGCCUUCCUGUCAGCCCCCAGCCAGCAGCUGCUGUCCAUCGUCAAGAGGACAGACAGGACCCUCCCCAUCAUCAACCUCAAGGCAGGUGCCCCGUCCCCAGGGGGCUGGGGGCAGCUGCUGGCCAAGUCCUGGAGCUCCCUCUUUGGGGGUGCUGCCCUGCGGGGUCCCAUCUACUCCUUCAACGGGCGCAACGUCCUGGCAGAUCCCCUCUGGCCCCACCGGCUAGCCUGGCACGGCUCCACGCCACGGGGUGGCCAUGCCCGCCUCUGGGACUGCCAGGGCUGGCGCAGCUCUGGCACAGCCCAGGGCAUGGCCAGCGCCCUGGGGGAGGGCAGGCUGCUGGCUGGGCAGAGGCACAACUGCUCCACGCCUCUGGCCGUGCUCUGCAUCGAGGUGGCUUUCCCUUACCGGCACAUGUGGUGACAGCGGUGGGACCCGAGCAGGAGCUCCGGGUGCUCCUCUAGACCUGGGGAAUGUCCCUGGGAGCACUGAGGGGACACCAGGUCCACGGCCAGGCU